CUUUUACAUCUGCCUAAUUUAAGACUAUCCACUUUUGAUUUCUUCUUAUCUAUUCCCUCUCCAGAAUGUCUAAAACAACUGCAAGAAGGCACAUUCUGGAGAAGAACACAGCUCCAAAAGAAAAGGAGAAGACAACUUUGUCUAAACACCUGAAAAAAAUCUACCCCAUUGGACUUCAGAGAAGCACUUCAUCAUUAUCUUCUUUGUCCUCUUUAUCAUUGUCUUUGUCUCAGAACUCCAAUGACUCCUUUCUCACAGACUCUAGUUCACCACUGGAGCAGAAGAUUUCAUUGGCCCUCCGCUUGAUUUCACAGCCUGAAAGGAGAGAAGUAACCGUGGCGAAAAAUGUUCAGCAACACCAACAUCAAACUCAGGAUGCUACUGAUGGGGAAUUGAGGAGGUGUAACUGGAUUACUAAGAACAGUGAUAAAGUUUAUGUUGCUUUUCAUGAUGAAUCCUGGGGAGUUCCAGUUUAUGAUGACAAUCAACUGUUCGAGCUACUUGCAUUGUGUGGUAUGUUGAUGGAUUACAACUGGACUGAAAUCUUGAAAAGAAAAGAAUUAUUCAGGCAAGCUUUCGCGGGAUUUGAUCCGAAGGUUGUUGCCAAAAUGGGGGAGAAAGAGAUCUUAGAGAUAUCAUCAGACAAAGCAAUAAUGUUGGCAGAGAGCAGAGUGAGGUGCAUACUAGACAAUGCUAAAUGCAUAAUGAAAAUUGUGAAUGAAUUUGGUUCCUUCAGUAGCUUUAUGUGGGGUUAUGUAAGUUACAAACCAGUGAUUAACAAAUACAGAUACCCCAGAAAUGUUCCCUUGAGGACACCAAAAGCUGAAGUCAUCAGCAAGGAUUUACUGAAGAGGGGAUUCCGAUUUGUUGGACCAGUGAUAGUUUAUUCAUUCAUGCAGGCAGCAGGGCUGACAAUCGACCAUCUAGUCGAUUGUUUUAGGUACAGUGAAUGCGUAAGCCUUGCAGAAAGACCUUGGAGGCAUAUUUAAUAACAUCAACAUAUGUGUGCAGAAUGCUAACCCCUUGGAAUUUUCUCACAAGAUGUUAUGUAUUUGUAAAUGCAUUUUCUAUAUGCAUGCUUGAAAUGGAGUAGGAAGAGACUUGGAUUGCUGAUCAUGGAUUGCUUUUUUAUCCCAUUUGUGGGCAAAAAAUGGCUUCACUUGCCCAUUGUUGUAACUUUAUUAUUUAUGAAAAUGCUGCAUUUGGCGA
Messenger RNA from Mangifera indica (mango), 1209 nucleotides. RefSeq names its product DNA-3-methyladenine glycosylase 1. Gene Ontology annotation, molecular function: DNA-3-methyladenine glycosylase activity. The coding region runs from base 66 to 989 and encodes 307 amino acids. The transcript is spliced from 5 exons. Gene Ontology annotation, biological process: base-excision repair. NCBI's taxonomy places the organism in Eukaryota, Viridiplantae, Streptophyta, Magnoliopsida, Sapindales, Anacardiaceae. The record is from RefSeq and is a predicted model, not a curated record.